Molecule: messenger RNA, 645 nt
Organism: Aspergillus chevalieri
Lineage: Eukaryota; Fungi; Ascomycota; Eurotiomycetes; Eurotiales; Aspergillaceae
Product: GPI anchored serine-rich protein
Exons: 2
Coding region: 1-645 (214 amino acids)
Source: RefSeq, a predicted model, not a curated record
AUGCGUUUCACCGCUGCUUCCGUUGCUCUCUUCGCCGGCAUUGCCGCUGCUCUCCCCAACGGUGACCUCGAGACCGUCUACUCGACCGAGGAUGUGACCAUCACCUCGUGCGCUCCCACCGUCACCGACUGCCCCAGCCGUCAGACUUCCACUCCCCAGGCUGUUGAGGCUGUCACCUCCUCUUCCGUCCCCGCGGUGGCCACUCCCUCUGCUCCUGCUUCCAGCAGCAGCCCCGUCGCUCCCGUCGAGGCUCCCUCCAGCAGCAGCCCCGCCCCGGCUCCUUCCAGCCCUGCUGCCGGUCCCUCCAGCCCCGUUGUGCCUGUCCAGGUCCCCACCAGCAGCGCCUCGGUUAUCCCUGUGACCACCUGCAUCCCCACCGUCACCUACUCGACUGUUCAGGUGCCCGUCACCCCCGCUGGUCCCGCCGGUAACCGUCCCUCUGGUGCUGCCGCCAAGGGUACCAGCUCGGUCCCCGUGAUCCCCGCUCCCUCUGGCCAGGGUGCUGCCGGCAACCCUAGCGGCUCUGCCUCCGCCUCCGCCUCCACCUCUGCUCCCUCUUCCCUCUUCACCGGUGCUGCCAGCUCCGUCAGCAACUCUUUCGGUUUCGCUGGUGCCGCCGCCGCCAUGGCCUUCUUCCUGGCUUAA